Molecule: messenger RNA, 3372 nt
Organism: Ixodes scapularis (black-legged tick)
Lineage: Eukaryota; Metazoa; Arthropoda; Arachnida; Ixodida; Ixodidae
Exons: 7
Coding region: 820-1965 (381 amino acids)
Source: RefSeq, a predicted model, not a curated record
GCUAGAUUCGGCCCCUUUCACUCUUUGCGCUUUAUCGGCGGCCCGUUUCAGCGCAUGUGCUUCCCAAAAUCUCCUUUGGGACCCGAAAGUUUGCGACGGAUUGUCCAUGAAACAUUGUUAUACAUCGAAAUUCCGGCCAAUGGGACCUCGUUACAUAGAGGUCAAAAAUACAUGGCGUGCAUAGACUUACGGUUAGAAAAAGUUAUGUAAUUCGUUACAUCGGGGGUUUUGUUACAUAGAAGCUUGUUACAUUUAGGUCUGACUGUAUUCAGACCCAAAACUGAGAAUGCACGGUGUGGUGGCAACAUAGGCGGCGCGGAGGCGGUUUUAACCGUUGCCGCUGCGGCAGCAUUUCUGUUUACUACACGCAUCACUUGAGAGCGACAAUUUACGUGAAAUUAAUUACUUUUCACUUAGCAAAUUCGUAAUACCUGUCAUUUUUGCUUUGUGCGGAAAGAAACACAUUGAACACAUAGAGAUUGGCCAAGACUUAAUUUUUUUUGUUAAACGGGCGUUUCUCUAGUAGUGGUGUUUGUUAUGAAGGUGUUUGACUGUACAACAGACAAAAUUCGGAUGCUGCAUUGACAGCGAUGCUCACUCUUGCUCAUGCUUUUUUCCCAAACCUCUACGGUCAACCGCCAGGAUUGUGACAUCCGACAGCUGACACGCCUUCUCCUUUAUGCAAUUUGCCACUUCAGAACCACUUUCAACGAAUGGUCAAGAUAGGAUGGCACGGAGGUGCUCCUGUUUGGCACGGGCGGCGAGACCCACGGCGGGUCACUGUGGCGGUUGCGGCUGCGCGACCUGCUCGACGGCCACAUGUCUCGGGCAAGGGCCGUGUACACGGACCCGGACAAGGGCGUGAUGACGCCCCCCGCCCUCGUGGACGUGACGGGAGACGGCGUGGCAGACGUGGUCUCAGCCAUGUUCAACUCGACGGUGGUGGCCCUGGAUGGCGUCACCUUCCGCCGCCUCUGGAGUCACAGCUUCCCGCAGUCCGAGUCGUACAGCACACCUGCCGUGGGCUACUUCGACGGCGACGACACGCCGGACGUUAUGGUGACCUACCAGACGGGCCCGGGCUUCCCGGUCUACUUCUAUUCGCAGACCACUGUGCUGGAUGGCCGCACAGGCAGGCCACUGCUCGCGAGGCCCCUGCGGGCCGCUGUGGGCACCCAGGCGUCCCCACUGGCCGUCAGCCUGGAGGGCCGGGGCCGCGACCUCUUCCUCUACUGGCUCUCCGACUGCCACGGGACCCACCGGCCGCUGCCCUUCCGCUUUGCCCAGGGCACCAGCGUGUUCCAGCAGAGCCGGGCGGACUUCUGCCGGCUGCGCUUUAAGGACGCCCUCUUUACGCGCCUCUACGCCCUUAGCAGUGUCACCCACCCGCCGGGCAUCUUGGUUUAUGACUCUGACGACAAGAGGGACCUGGAGUACGCAGGGCUGCCCAACUUCACCGCAAUCGGCGCCCGCUUUCUGGAGGAGCAUCCAGGGUUCCGUUCAGGUGACAUCCCAUUGCGGAGGCGGCGUCAUGUGGGUCCCCACGACGGAGGAGGGGUGCAGCGCACCAUCUCGACCGGCACCCUGCUGCCUUCGUUGGGGCCACACUCGGCGCACAGCGUGGACCUUGCCUUCGCCACCUUCUGGUUCCACCCGAGCAGCGCCAGGGCGCUUUCGCCGGCCGAGAGGCGCUGCCUCGAUGCGCUGCGUGAGCAAGAGGACCAGCGCUUUCUGCCACAAAGCCCCCUGUUCGGGCUGGACCACGACGCGUACGAGGCCCUGGCGGCCUCCCAGUGCCUGGGGGACGGGGCCUCUGAGGAGGACUCCUACGACCCCUUUGAUCGGCCCAUGGGCCAGAUGACCGUGUACCGGGUGCGCCUCAGCUGCCCCCACAUGCUGCCCUUCGAGCGCCAGCGCUGGCCGGCCUACAUGGGCGCCCUGGCAGACGGAUACGCCCGCCCCUAAACGCACCCCCCGACCGGUCCGCAGCAGUACGCCUUGCCGACAAUCAACGCACAGAGAUCGUGGAUGGAAAUGGAAACGCCACAAGUCGGGCACAUCGCAGUGCCCAGGGGUGCCCUUUCAGGGUGCCCAGGAGUGACCCUACUUGCCCUGCGGCUCUGCACUCUGGAGCUGCUACAGGCACCCCCGGAAGGAUAGAGACUAGCUGGAAAAGAAACUGGAGACAAUGUCAGGCUCGCAAGACAGCAGUGCAAGUUCCUGCUUUGGCAUACUGCCGAAGGCAUGUGCUAACACUUGCAUGACAGUGACCUUCUUUGUUUGCAAUGCUCAGGCAGGGGGAGGUAUCCCGACAGUUUUCUUGCAUGCGCUCAAGGGCCAGUUGCAACCAUGGAACUGUCCGUUACAAUUGUGCAAGUGUCGAACUUGUUCGUGCAGGUUUUGCCUCCGAGCAUAAAAGCUCGUAGCUCACUUGUUGUGCAGAAAAGUCAUCCAUCGAGAGGACCGGAGCCACGUCAAAAUUGAGGACAAACGGGGAGACGCAGUGUUUUGCAGUGCCGCUUUUCUUGGCCUUGUGCUUUUCACACUUGUUCUUCGAGGGAUACUCCACCACACCCGUGGAACCAGUGGAUGACACAGUGGAUGUUGGAUUUUCCCGUGCCAUACACGCGUGCCAGUGGCAACAAAGCAUCAUGGAAGGUGACCACUACAGCGGCAGUGUGGUGGCCAAGAAGAGACAAAAGCUAGGCAACAGCAUAGGAAAUUUUUGGGGCUUGACAAACCAGGGCAAGAGUGUGAAACGUGGCAGAGAAGGUCGCAAGAAAAGCCAACCUUAAAAGGCCGGAAUUACUCGAGGGUGGUCCCGUUAGUGCGACACAAAAUGCUGAUGAGCAAGAGCACGAGAGAUGACACCUACACUAAAGGUAAAGGGAAGAAGCAAGAAGACAGGAAGGAGAAAUAAACGAGUGAAGAAAAAGAGGAGCGAAGAUUGCUUUCCUCAACAUGCAAGGUGGAAGACAAGCAGGGAUAUAGGUACAAGCUUUCCAGGUGCCGCUGAACAAGAUUGGAAUACAUUUGCAGUGGCAGAAACGCAAUUCGGGGAUGAAAAGGAGGCUGCCAAGAGCUGCCUUGGGACGAAGAAAGCGGAGGAAGGUGACGGAGUGCCCAGUAUGUUCGGAAGGAUGCCGAAAGAGACAGCUAGCCAACGGGACGGUGCAAUAUGACUAGGAUUCCGUGUUUCCACCGUUGAUGUUUUGGUGAAAUUCAGACGGCGUUUUUCUGAGCCUAUUUUAUGCUAUAAAUUCGGCGUUUAUCGGAGUUCAUAUGUUUAAAUUUUCAAUUUCUGAAAUUUGGUGUUCAAUUUUGCUCUAUUCCCGAUUGUUCAAAAUCUUAAAUAAAACGAAAUAUGGGCGA